AUUUGCUUUCACGAACCAUCUACAGUACGCAGAGGAAAUCGUCUACGAAACUUUCAAGAGCUUUCAUCGUGAGUAGUGCCGUGCGCAUCGGGAGGCAAAGCUAUGAUUGGAUCAUCCUCUUACAGAAGUUGCUCUUUGGCGGUGGCGAUUCUGACAGUCUGCCUCGCGAAUUCUAUAGCCUAUGGAGUGCCGCUGAUAAACGAAGAUGAACAAGCUGAGAACACAUUGUUGUCCCGAUCUGAGAUGGCAGGAGAUGCAGACUUACCGUGGGACGCUGUAAACGCGGCUGCGUUGCGGAAAAUGUUGAUACAACUUGAUGCCGAGGAUGGAAUGGGACGAGUGGGUCGCUCUUGGCCACAAGCGGAAGCCCGUGGGUGGGGUCUUCGUUCAAUGGACGGCAGGAUGAACCGCCCGUGGAGGGCUGACAAGAGACAGGCGCGCUUUAGACAGUGCUACUUCAACCCGAUCUCUUGCUUCCGCAAAUGAACACAUGCUCGUAUUACGACCGUCGCUUCCAAAACCCAGAGAAAUUUAUACAAAAUAUAUUAAGUGUAUUAUUAACUAUUAUUACAAGUAUAUUUCUUUACAUAAUUUUAAUGAGGUCUAGUCUAAAGUAUCACUACGUGGUAGUGUAGCAAGUAUACUGGCAGCAUGUUAAGAUUAUAUUCAGUUAUGUGCCAUACAUUACAUUUAUUUCGUUUAGAUUAUUAUAAAAUUAUCAUUCAGACAACUCGCAUAUAAAAAAGUACUGUUUACAUUAUGCGUUUUGAUCGUAGAUUAUCGGAUAUUAGGGAAAUAUUGUUUUACAUUGAAAUGUAACCAGUGGCGUAUCGUGCCUUGGUGUGGCCCCGUAUAAAAAUUUGCUUAACAUUUCUCACAAAAGAAAAAAAAUGUUUGCGUAAAAUUAAAAGAAAUAUUUAUUCAUCAUAAUUGUCUAUCUGUCACUUUUUUUAAACAAAUUUUUACAAACAAUACAAGUUAGUUACACAAUCUCCUUGCCAUUUUUACGGCAGCAGCAAAAGUUUUUAUUAAUUUUUCCUCACGCACGUCGGGGGCUCCCGUGGCCCGGGGCCCCCGCUUAAUUGAUACGUCAGAUAUGGCGGUAGCUACGCCCCUGAAUGUAACCCUACAUAAUGUAUUAAAGUCACGUGCAAGACGUAUAUAAAGUGUGAAAGAAAGAGUCUCAUAAAGAUGUAUCACGUUUUGUCUUGGCCUCGUGUUCGUAUCGCUCUCAAUAGGCCGUGACAUAUUCCAAACAUCUUAAGCUUUUAAAUAAAACACAUCACUAAUAUAACGUCGAAAGAAUCCAUUAAAAGGCUUUUCAUUCGUUCUUUUUCAAUUCAAUUUAUUUAUAAAUGUAGACCAAAUAUAAAUCAUAUUGAAAUAUAUUUUUCUUGAAUGAAUUUUAUCAACGUGGAUACAUUUACUAAUACCGUAGUUAAAUAAGAAUUCUAAUUAAAUAUAUUUCUGUUUCACUUAAUAGUUAAUAGUUCAUUGUAUUACGAUUAUAUUAUAUAUGUAUUAUGUAAUAAAUUAUUCAA
Molecule: messenger RNA, 1541 nt
Organism: Leptidea sinapis
Lineage: Eukaryota; Metazoa; Arthropoda; Insecta; Lepidoptera; Pieridae
Gene: AST-C
Product: allatostatin
Exons: 4
Coding region: 103-486 (127 amino acids)
Source: RefSeq, a predicted model, not a curated record